Phytophthora sojae is the source of this 2982-nucleotide messenger RNA. RefSeq lists its product as hypothetical. The record is from RefSeq and is a predicted model, not a curated record. Gene Ontology annotation, biological process: SCF-dependent proteasomal ubiquitin-dependent protein catabolic process. The transcript is spliced from 4 exons. Gene Ontology annotation, molecular function: protein binding. Gene Ontology annotation, cellular component: SCF ubiquitin ligase complex. Bases 1 to 2982 code for a protein of 993 amino acids. NCBI's taxonomy places the organism in Eukaryota, Oomycota, Peronosporomycetes, Peronosporales, Peronosporaceae.
AUGCUCAGCGAUGUCGGGAUGGAUUGGUUAGCGUCCGGGUGCAAUGCACUGACCCACCUCGAUGUUUCUGGCUGUGUGGCUCUGACCGAUCUAUCGUUACGUGCGAUCAGCGAGAGCAUGUUGCAGCUUCGACACCUCAAUAUUCGGCAUUUAUCUCGAGUUUCAGAUCAGGGUAUCCGCCGGUUAUCGAUGGGAUGUCCAGAACUAACGUACCUAGACGCUGAGGGGCUUCCACUUCUCUCGGAUCUGCACACUUCGUCUGGCAACGGUGGUGGCGGCAACGAGGUGUACCGUCAAGGCAUCGCUGCGCUGGCGGCAGGUUGUUCAAAGCUGAGGCACUUGGACUUGUCCAACUGUGCUGCGAUUUCGGAUGGAACGCUGCAUUGUGUAGCGACAUCGUCCGCUGAGCUAACCACGCUCGUGUUGUCAGGCUGCUAUCGUAUUACCACAACUGGAGUGAAAGACGUCUUAGCUCACUGCACCAAGCUGGUGUCGCUCAAUGUCGCGGAGUGCGAUCAGCUUCAUGUGCUUCGUUUACGCGGCACUCGAGUUUCCGACGUGACGUUGAAAUGGCUAAGCCGCUAUUCGCCGCAGCUUCGUGAGCUGGACGUGUCGGACUGUACUGGGGUGACGGACAUGGGUUUGCUGGCGCUCACUGGGGCUACGAUGGCCGGAACUCUACGAAGUCUGUGGCUUCGAAACGUUGCUGACAUCACGGAGACGGGGGUGUCCUGGCUGGCUGAAAAGUGCACCAAGCUCAUGCUGCUAGACCUGACGGGGUGUCCAAAGAUCCGCUCGUUUUCGAUCAAGGCCCUCGCUUCGUCUUGGAAGUUCGCACUCUACGCGUGUAAUGAACAAUUCAAAGGCAUGACACCUCGCCACCGUGCAGAAGAUUGGCUGUUCAUCGAAGAGUACGGCAACUGCUGGCGAGCUGCGAUUCAUAUUCAAUGCAUGUAUCGAGCUCGAGUGGCUCGGCGGAUCGCGCGUCAGAAACGGGAGGAGCGGUUGAUCCUGUGGGUGGCAACUCGGCUCCAGAGUGUAUACCGCGGACGCCAGGCUCGGAAGUACGCCAUCAUCUUGCGCUUUCAGUUCAACAAGGAGACGGAGGCUGCCACUAAAAUUCAACGGGCUUAUCGUGGGCUUUUAGCGAGGAGAGAGGCCCAGAGACUUCGCGAACUGCGUCAUCAAGCGGAAGUACUGCGAGCGGCAAGGACGAUUCAAGCUUCCUGGAGGAAAAAGAGACUGAGAGAAAGGUUGCGGAGCCGACACCUCCGCCGUCUAGCAUACGAGGACAAGCUGCGUCGCUGUGCUAUCCAGAUUCAGCGGCGCUGGCGAGGCAAGAAAGACCGCGAACGCUUCAAUUUAAUUCGCGCUGCAAAGAUGGCCAAGGACCGAGAAGAGUUUGAGGCCGCUAGACAGUUGCAGAGCAUUUACCGUGUCCGCGCAGCACGCCGAGCCGCGAACCUCAAGCGUGAAGAAUUAAGGAACGAGGAGAAGCGACGAGAGCGAGCUGCUAUGACGUUGCAAGACCAUAUAAGACGGCACCGAGCAAGGAAAGAGCUUCGUGCAAUGCGCGCGUAUGUGGCUGAGGUGAACGGUGCUGCAGCCCGCAUUCAAAAGGGGUGGCGAGCGAAGAAGAGGUACCAGGCCAACCAGAUCAUUGUGAUGGUCCGACAGAAGAAGCGCGAGAAUGAUGCAGCCGUGAAGCUCCAAGCAGCUUGGAAGCGACGGAAAGCGAGGAUCGAGGUGAACUUAAUGCGCUUGGCACGAGACUUGCAGCAGCAGAAACUUGUAGACGCGGCGUUGAUGGUGCAGACGAAUUGGCGGGGUAGACAUGGUCGGCUGGAGGCACAGGCGCUCAAGCAGACUGCGAUGGAGAAAAUCACGCAGCUCUUGAAGAUCCAGAAUCACGCCGUCACGUUCGUACAAGCACACUACCGUGGAUGGAAGGGCCGAGAAUUGUAUCGAGAGGCGAAGCUGAACAAGAAGAAGCGCUGGAAAGAGAUCGUCCGCCCUGAAAAUGGCGAGAAGUUCUACUAUGUGAUGACAGGCGAGGUGCGAUUCCGGAGACCUCAGGACGUUUUGGAUCUGCUACCGAAGCCGCUUUGCGAAAACUGCGGUACAGUCAACCGUGAAUGCUGGGCCAACGUCCAUUCGGGUGGUCGACGCAAGCUGCACGAGUUCCGAGCGCUGUACGACUACUACAACCGGCGCGUGGACUAUGGAGAUUGGGAGUUCCCCUCGCGGUGGCCGUCCGAGAUUGAGCAGGACGAGAUGGACGGGUGGGGGUUCCGAACGCACCCGCGGCGCAGGCCGGACGAAGUACAAGGCCCCUGGGAACGCUACGUGGACCCCGACACGAAUCGCGAGUGGUUCUACAACCGCGAGACGGAGGAGAACAGCUAUACUGCCCCAGAGGGUUUCGCGGUGCAGUCGAGCGGCGCAGACUCAGCCGAGUGGAUCAAGUACUACGACGAGAAGCAGGGCGCGCACUACUACUACAACAUCAGGACGCAGGAGAGCACAUACACUCAGCCAGCAACGUACGCCACGCCACGCCUUGCGCCGGCCUCCGCGGCGGUGCCUCCGACCGCCAACCAAGACGGAUGGGAAAAGCACAUCGACCCGCAGAGCGGCUACCCGUACUACUUCAACCGGUUGACCACGGAGAGCGUGUUCGCCCGCCCCAUGGGCUUCGUGACGACGCGCGAGGCGGACGCGGGUGCGACUGCGCUCGGUUGGGCCAAGUACUUUGACGCGUCGAGUGGCAGCUACUACUACUACAACGCGCAGACCAACGAGAGCCGCGCCGACCGGCCGGACGCGUUUUCGACGCCGCGGAUCUCGGCGGAGGACGCAGCAGCGACAGCGGUUGGGGGCCUGGCCGAGUUCUACGACCCGGGCACAGGCAAGACCUACUACUUCAACGCGCAGACCACCGAGUGCCGCCAAGCUGGACGCGACGUGCAGCGCGCGGAGUAA